CACGCGAAUUUCCCGCGUAUUGCGACACGCUGACUUCUCGCGUUCGAAAAAAGAAUAUCAAAACCUUACACAAUUAUUAAUUUGAAAUUUCAAAUAUUUUUUUAUUGCUGCGUUCCGUUUUACAUUUGACUGGUUUGUUUUAGUGAAUUGUGAAAGACUGCAAUAAAACUGGGAAGCUGUGAGCCGUCAGCUGUCAAAAACGUUGAAGAUGGAGGCGAAAGUGAAGGAAGAGGUGCCUGAUAAGGAUUACACACAGCCCAUCACUACGGAGAGGCGGAAAUCCACUACAGCUGGUAAAGAAAGCCGGUCACCUGACCAUGAAGAAGCCAGGUCCUCACCCACACCUGGCCCGCCAAGUCCGCAGAACAAUGGAACUGGUGCUACCCUAUCAUCGACGGAGUCGUUAUCCCCCCCACUGGAGGGGUACCGCGCCACGCCGGCGCUUCAGCGCUUGCGCAGGUUCCUUUCAGCGCUGCAACAAUUUGCGUCCGACGCUGGAGCGGAGACGGGGGAGAGGGUUCGGCAGCUUAUUUAUAAUUUGGUGUCUGGUACCCUGAACAUCGAGGAGUUCCAAGCGGGUGUUCAGGAGUGCACCAACUACCCCCUGAGGGCGUCGGUCCCAGGGUUCCUCAGGGCUCUACUGCCGUUCGCGCAAAGGGACUUGCGGGCAAGAGCCAGGAGUGCCAAGCAGACCCCGCUGCAGUACAUCAGGAACCAUGAACACUUGAUCCUGGAGACCUCAAGCGACGGUGGCGACAUUUUUGCCUCUCAACCACCGACCGAGGCCGGCGUGAAGAGAAGGCCAAGUGAUCCGUUCUACGACAGUGCCCAAACCAAUGGUGCUCACGAGGAGUACCCCCCACCCAAGAGGUCCAGCCUUUUUCAACCCUCACCGUUCCUGUACCACCUUCCCAGCAACGCGAGCCUGUUCGAAUACAACCACUACCCAGGGUACCAGGGCCAGGGGGAGAACUUCGAGAGGAGAGAUGGCGGCAUCUCAGUCCGGGACGUGUCGUCAAUGAACGCCACGUUCUCGGAGCCCCGCGCCGGGCCAGCACCGAUCAAGGGAGACGACGAGUGGCGGAACAUCAACACCAUGCUGAACUGCAUCCUCAGCAUGGUGGAGAAGACUAAGAGGGCACUAGCCAUACUGCAGCAACGAGGUGUGGAACCGACCGAGAGCAACGAUAUCAAGAGGGCCGCCAGCGAAAUAAUGGCGGCUGCGGUCAGACAAACUGAAGAGAGGGUGGCCGAGGUCAGGAGACGAGCGGAGGACGCCGUUAACCAGGUCAAACGCCAAGCCCUGCUGGAACUCCAGAGAGCUGUUGGCGCGGCAGAGAGCAAGGCUUUAGAGCUGGUGGCAGCGGAGAGGGGGAAGGUGGAGAGGAUGAUUGAGAGGCGACACAGCCCUCCACCCCCAGGGCGGGACCUGAGCCCCAACAGUACUGGUCAGCAGAAUUGCUGCUGGAACUGCGGUCGCAAAGCCCAGGAGACCUGUUCAGGAUGCAACGCAGCGAGGUACUGCGGCGCCUUCUGUCAGCACAAGGACUGGGAGCACCACCAUCAGGUCUGCAGCGGUCGCGAUCAGAAGCCGACAGCCCUCCUCCGCACUUCACCACCAGCGUUACCCAAAACCCUCACCCGUUCCAUCACCCCCAUCUCCACCACCCAACCCCCCGUCACAACGGCCGACAGACCAGAAAACAGGCUAUCGUUAAGCACAUUAAACUCAGCAGAAAGGCUUCUUACAACUCAGGACAGGAGUCUUCCAACGCCUAAUAAUGAGAGAAUUGCUUUGGCGAAUUUGUCGUCCGCCCAGGGGUUGAUUGGGGGGAUUGGGGGGAAGAAAUGACGCCCCACUAAGGAGGUGAGGUUCCCUAAGAAGGUCAGGAGGUAAU
Messenger RNA from Amyelois transitella, 1898 nucleotides. RefSeq names its product protein CBFA2T3 (gene nvy). Gene Ontology annotation, molecular function: transcription corepressor activity. The transcript is spliced from 12 exons. Gene Ontology annotation, biological process: DNA-templated transcription; negative regulation of DNA-templated transcription. Gene Ontology annotation, cellular component: nucleus. Bases 209 to 1852 code for a protein of 547 amino acids. The record is from RefSeq and is a predicted model, not a curated record. Lineage: Eukaryota; Metazoa; Arthropoda; Insecta; Lepidoptera; Pyralidae.